Molecule: messenger RNA, 4508 nt
Organism: Petromyzon marinus (sea lamprey)
Lineage: Eukaryota; Metazoa; Chordata; Hyperoartia; Petromyzontiformes; Petromyzontidae
Gene: MASTL
Product: microtubule associated serine/threonine kinase like
Biological process (GO): intracellular signal transduction; peptidyl-serine phosphorylation
Cellular component (GO): nucleus
Molecular function (GO): ATP binding; protein serine/threonine kinase activity
Source: RefSeq, a predicted model, not a curated record
ACAGCGAGAGGCUGAGACAGCGAGAGACGGAGACAGCGAGAGACAUACACAGAGACAACGAGAGGCAUACACAGAGACAACGAGAGACAUACACAGAGACGGAGACAACGAGGGACUGAGACGUGUAGCGGUAAACUGGGACGGAGAACAAGGGACAGACACUGAGAUAUGAGGAAAGGGACAAGUGUGAUAAGGACAGGUGGACGAAUACUAAGACGGGGAGGGAGCAAGGAGACAGCGAGACAAGAAAUGUGAACAACAACAACAAAACAGACUAUCGGAUAGACAAUGGGACAACAGCGACAGUGAGAGCCCGAGGCAAGAGACAGUGAAUGGGACAGAGACUGAUCCAGAGACAUGACAAAAGAAAGAUAGGCAGCAGAGGCAUGAGAUAAGACAGCACUGAGAGACGAGAGAUAAACACGGGGACACAUUUGGAGACAAUCGACGGACAAGGAGCCGUAGAACACACGAUAUAGGGGGUCAAACACGAGAGAGGGGUAGGGGAAAGGAGUCGAGAUACGGGGUGGUGGGUGGGGGGUUAUGGGAUAAUAAGAGACUCGGGAACAGAUACACAAAGAGACAGAGCCUUGAUAAAUAGGAUCUGGGACGCUGGUGACACAGACGGAAGGAACAGGCGAACCCAGGGGGGGUGGUGGUGGUUGUGUUUUUUUCUGACGCUUUUAAGCCCCGGGACCCGUCCCCCCCACGCCUGGCUGUGACCGUGAUGGAGGCCCUCGACGACACGCGGCCGUGCCCCCCCGCUUCGGGCUCGGGGGGGCAGCAGGGCCAGGGGACCGAGUCGGGCUCCGUCGUGUUGCUGGCGGUGCCGGGGCCACCGAGCAUCGCGGAUUUCCGCACCCUGAAGCCCAUCAGCCGUGGAGCCUUCGGCAAGGUCUACCUGGCGCGCAGGGAGAGCACGGGACACCUCUACGCGAUCAAGGUGAUGAAGAAGGCGGACAUGGUCAACAAGAACAUGGUGCUCCAGGUGCAGGCUGAGAGGGAUGCCCUGGCUCUCAGCAAGAGCCCUUCCAUCGUACACUUGUUCUACUCUCUGCAGUCUGCUAACAAUAUCUAUCUGGUGAUGGAGUACCUCAUUGGCGGUGAUGUGAAGUCACUGCUGCACAUUUACGGCUACUUUGAUGAGGACAUGGCUGUGAAGUACAUCGCCGAGGUGGCACUGGCUCUUGACUACCUACAUCGCCACGGCAUCAUACACCGGGACUUGAAGCCAGAUAAUAUGCUCAUCUCUGAUACAGGACACAUAAAACUCACAGAUUUUGGUCUGUCUAGGGUCUCCUUAAACCGAGAGAUCAACAUGGCUGACAUCAUGUACACACCUUCUAUUAAGAACUCUAAAAUGAGUAUCUCUCGAACUCCUGGCCAGAUACUCUCCCUUGUCACAUCCUUUGCCUUUAAAUCUGCUGAGAAGUCCGGCUGCAAUCCGAUGUCUUCGCCAGAAAAUGUGUGCUAUGAUAGUAUGCAGCGUGAAAACACAAUGUGUGGUAGCAUCUCCUCUACUUUGGAGCCAGGGAUGCACAACACACAUUGUACACUCAGUUCCGUUGCGGGAUCUAGCCUCAUGGUGUCGCGGAGCGUUGGAGAGCUUGAUUCAACGACGACAACACAGAGAGGAACUGACAUAGACAUGAGCUUGACGUCACCUGCAGGAGGGCCGAUAAAUGAAAGCGUCAUGUUCUUAGAUCAAAAAAAUGAUAUCUCCAUCAAAUCCUCCCAAAAAAAGUACAGUCUUAACAUUCCUCAUGCAUUUAAAAGAAAGUUAAACAAAAGGCUCUCGGCACUUGCAGGUGGAGGUGCUAUGCACAGCUCUCCAGCCCCUGUGGUGUCUUUGACACCGCGCCUGCUCAAGUCACACAGCUCCCCAAGCAGCUGUGGCUCCCGUGGGUCUCCCCACACCAGCUCGGUGCUGCAGACUGACAGAGUGACACAAUAUGCAGAUACACAAAUCGUCGAUAAGGUUCCAAUAAUUGGUGGUACAAGCAGCCAAGAUAAAGGGAAAAUUUAUUUGAACUCUUCAAAGAGCACAACUUUAGCUACAAUGCUGGAGAUGCCGCACAUUGCUUCAAAGAGUUCAGGUUUUGCUACAAAUAAUGCAGAUUCUGACAAGUCUUAUGUAGGGGUUCAUUCCACAUGGACAAGUAUCCUGGAUGAACCACUGGUCACAGAGAAGCCUGCUGUCUCUAGUCCAGAAUUCAAUGAUUUCUCAGAUGAGGGUAUCUGGAAAAGAUGUAGUCCUGAAGUGGCGAGCCGUUUUAUGAACAAUGCAAGUGAAAAUAGUUGUGUACAAGAAGACUGCAUGCCAUCAGUUUUGAACGAGAAUAAAGAGAAUGUAGUGGUUCAAAAUAUGGUGGAUUUACGUAAUCAACGGGAUGGUACUUUUAUGGUAAAAAGACAAAUGAAACAAGACGAAAUGUUGGGAUGCGAAUGUGAUGGCAAUUUUGGACAUCCAUCACAAGGGAGAGUAAAGAGGAGAUUUGAAGAAUUAGAGCAAAGCCCGGUAAGAUUAAAAAACCACGUUGGACGUUACGAAGUUCGACAGUAUGAGAGGGCAGCAAAGAUUUCCAAUGUCAAAAAGAACUGCCAUACAGGUUUGACUACAUUUGUGAAUACAAUUUGCAUUCAAGGAAAUCAAAAGCCAGAUAUAGGCUCCGACUGUAACGUUGAUACCUACCAUACUUUACCUAGCACAGAAGCUGAAAAUGGCGUAAAUGUUUCGGCACCGAUAAGUGGAUCCAAGGACCUUUUAAAAACCAAAAAUGAUUGGCAGAUAGAGCAUAUAGUUUGCAAAAGCAGUACUCCAUCUGUUGCAAAAAAUCUGCUUACACACCUUGAAAAAAAGACACACGACAGUAUUUGUGUGGACCCUGUUGAAAAAGAUCUGAGGAGAAGCUUCAGUAGUUCUCUUAAUUCAUCUGGUAAUGACAGCUCUCACAUGGAGAGGAGCCUAUCAGACCUGGAUAAGAGCUUAAAGGACCUCUCAUUUGAGGACUGCAAGCUUAAAGACAACUUCACCGAUUCCACCAAAGAACAUAUUAGUCCAAAGCAAAAUGACUUGGAACCCACACAGUACUGCAACAAUAUUUCUAUGCUUCCAAGACCAGAUGCUGCAUGCUUCAAGCAGCCUUCAAGUCAAUUCCAACAACAGCAUUGUCCUAAGCAUGACUCUGUUGGGACAAAGCAUCUUAUACAGAUAAAAAAGAAUGUUGUGGUGUUCAAAAGCCAGGAAUGUUUAGGGGACAGCAUGCAGAGUCUUGGAGAAAGUCCUGCUGGCAAGAAGAUCAUUAGUGCAUCCAUGGACGUGUUGAUGGAGUCUCCACUUCAUUCCAGUAGCAUGCAUCACUACCUUACCCCCACUCAAAAGCCUACCUCCUUUACGACUCCGUGCCGAAAAGUGCAGACUCCGUAUAGAACACCGAAGAGUGUGCGCAGAGGGCAGACCCCAGCUGCGGCCUUGCACAUCUUGGGUACCCCCGACUACCUGGCACCAGAGUUACUGCUGGGAAAGCCUCAUGGCCCAAACGUCGACUGGUGGUCCCUCGGAGUGUGCCUGUUUGAAUUUCUAACGGGAAUCCCACCCUUUAAUGACGAGACCCCAAACCUGGUCUUUCAGAACAUUCUCAAGAGAGAUAUUCCCUGGCCAUUAGGGGAGGAGACACUGUCCUGCCACACCCAGGAUGCGAUAUCUAGGCUUCUUACAAUGGACGACAGCAAGCGUGCCACCUUCAAGGAUUUGAAGCAGCACGUGUUGUUUAAUGGCAUGGACUGGGAAAACCUGCAGGAGCAACCCAUGCCAUUUGUGCCACAGCCGGAUGAUGAGACUGACACUACGUACUUCCAGGCUCGCAAUGACGCUCAGCACUUGCAGGUCUCAGAGUUUAGCCUUUGAAGUGUUCACUGCCUAAACCUCAUAAUACUGCGCAUAGCUUGAGCAGACUUGUCAUAAACAGUAUUUGGAGUGACAACAUUUCUUGCCCCAUGUUAUUGUAAUGGCAUUCUCAUAUUACACUUUAGUUUCACAGUCAAACCACAAUUUCCUAAAAGUGAUUUCUGUUAAUUCCAAAUUUGACUUGUGGUUAGAGUAAUUUUUCAUCAUUAACAGUAACUUUCAACAUUGUUAAUUACCAUGAAAUGUAAAUAAAGGUCUAUUUUUUAAAUCCUUAAGUUUUGUCAUAAACAAGUUUGCUUCUGGCUUUUAUACUUUUUAAGUAUAAUGCAUUUUCAGUUAGGUUUUCAAAUCCUACAAGCAAAAUACUUUGCCCCAAGACUGACAUAGAAGCCUAGUACCAACAUGAGUGGCACUAACAGGUUCCCAAAGUAGUUUCUAUCUAACAGUACAUCAAUACUAACUUGAACUUCCAGAAAUGCCAUGAAAAUACUGUAAUGCUUUAACUUCUUGGGCAUGGGAUAGCUGAAAAUGUUAAAGAACUACUUCUGAGGGUUGUGCUUGUGUUAUCUUUAAAUAAAUGUAUCGUAAGUGUACAAAGGUG